AAUGCAACAACAAUUCGAGCGAGAGUGCAGAUCGAUGGCGGUCACGACGAGCUCGGGGUCUCAAAUCGAUCGAGAAGAAGGGACGAGCGAAGUCGGUGGGCAUCGACGACCCGAGACAUUUCGAGCUCCUUCGCCGCGUGGGCACGCGGUCUCGAGUCAGGACGGACGGGGUUCGGCGAUGGUGGCGAUGGUGGUGAUGGUAGUCCGCCAUUAGAGUGACGGCGGUGGGCCCGCAGCAACGACCGAUUCUUGCGAGAAUCGCGUUUCUAUUCCAGGGCUGCGUCGAGGAAGGAGGAGGUGGAGGAGGAGGAAGGAGGCCGGCGGCCUUUCGGUCAAUACUCGGAAAAGGGCUUCUUGCUCUGCUUCUUGCUGCGCUGCGGUGUCGCGGUCUGCCAAGGUCGGACAGAGCCUCGACUCGCUGGGCCGCAGGCAGACCUUCCGUGGAUCGUUGACUCGCGCCGUCGGGAGAAAUGCCUGGAAGUGCCUUGAUUGUCCGCCAUUCCAUCGCACAUGCCGCGGCCGCUGCGACCAGCUGCCAGAUAUGGAGCCCAGAAUUCCAUAUCCCGUUCAGGUGUUCCGCCCUGCCAAGAUUUUCAUCGGAGCCGCUUCGGGCUUGAAGUCCGAACCACAAGUUUUCUCUAGGGUGUCGGCGGUGGACCGCUCGGAAAUCCUUACGUGGUGGCGCGAGAAUUCCUGAGGUUCUAAUUUGACAGACGUAACGAUUGUGAUCGUAUUCGAAUGAGUUUGUCCCAAAAUUUGCAGAUCGAGUUUCGAUCCCUUGGAGAAAACUCUCGACGCUUGCUUGACCGUCACCAUUGUCAUACGAGGGCCGUUGUGGCGAGGGUCCUGCAGAGAUUGUCGUGACUGCAUCGAUUUCCAGGCACUUUCAUGUAGAGAAUUGGCCUGUUUCGAUUGCAGGGAAUUGGAGAAUUCGCGAGUUCGGCUGCGAUGGCGAAGUCGGAGGCCGGGAUUGAACUGGCGGUGGUAGUGCUGGUGGUGGCCAGGGUAGUUCUUCCCAUUCUGCACUCUCAAGCGGGGACGCUAUGGCGCGAAGCAGCGGGCGUGGUCAUCUUGACCGGCGUCGCCCUCUUUGCGGAUUUUCAAGGUCGGAAACAAUUGCUGGAUCAUCUGAAGCCGAGGUCGAGCAUGUCAUCGGGGAUCCUGCUGGGGGCGGUGACGGUUCCGACCGUGCUUGCCGCUCGUUUAUUGCAGCAUCAGAGAAGCAGCAGCUCGACCGAAAUUUCACAAUUUGCAACCGACCGCAUGAAAUUCGAAUUUUGGCUAGCCGUCGCUUGCAGCACGAGCAUGCUGCUGUACCUGGUAAGCUUCUUGUGGAAGCAGAAACCGAGCAGGUGGUGGCUGUCGUCCAUUUUGGAGUCAUCUUGCACCACGGUGCUCGUACUCACGACCUUCUGGCGCAUGUCUUCCGUGGGUGCGACAGACGGGGCCGUCUGGGCGGCCGUCUACAUCGUGGGAGGCAAAAUUCUGUUCACCCGUGUCCUCGAGACAUUCCCUCACACAGGCACAGUCGGCGAGGUCAUGCUCGCAGUCCAGGGGAUCGUCUUGUACGCAGCCAAUGCCGUGGGAACCCUCGCGGCUGACUCCGAUAAAGAAGCCGAUCAAGCUGUUGUCGAUGCGCUGCUGCAGGGGCUCAUUCUGGGACUGCUCGCCAUGCCCGUCGUCCUGAAACGUCUGCACUUCAGGCUGCCGUCGGUGUUCGGGCGGCUCGACGACCACCGCAUCCCGGAGAAGCAGAGCAGGAUCGACAUGUACAUGAAUCACCGAGCCCGAUCCUUCUACCUGCUGCUGCUCGUGGUGGUUCUGGCGGCCGUCCCGUUGUGGGUGGGCGUCGUGACCGGCCAUGUCCUCAACCCCGUCACCUGGACGCUUCGAUUCGUGUGGCGGCGACCCGUGCCCCGCCUCAUUCUGUGCUGUUACUGGAUCGUCAUCAUCUGCUCGCCGCUGCCGCACUUGCAUCGCAUUUCGCAUCAGAAGCUGGUCCCCAAGAUCCUCAUCCGCAAGUACUACCACGUCAUGAUCGUCUUCAUGUUCAUCCCCGCGCUUCUGUCGGACGCUCGAUUCUUACAGCUCGCAUUCGGCAUCGCCUUCGCCAUUUUCCUCGUGGUGGAGAUGAUCCGCAUCGGCAAGCUGCCGCCUUGCGGCCACUUGAUCGAGCGUUUCAUGGUGGCUUUCACGGACCAUCGUGACUCCGGGUCUCUGAUCAUCAGCCACUUUUCUCUGUUACUCGGAUGCGCCCUGCCCGUCUGGCUCCAUGCAGGAGCCGGAGAUCGACCUCUGGCAGCGUAUGCGGGAAUUCUGAGCCUCGGAGUGAUGGACACCUUCGCGUCGGUGGUGGGAUUCAACUUUGGCUCGACGCGGGUCAGUCCCAACAGCAAGAAGACCGUGGAAGGAACUCUUGCGGGGAUCGGUUCGAUGCUGGUGUCUGUUUUUGCGCUCAUCGUCGUGCUCCCGUCGAGUGCGAGACCCGCAGGAGUGGACGGUUACCUGUCUCUGGUGGCUGCGGUGACCGGGGCUGGAAUCUUAGAGGCUUACACGCUGCAGCUGGACAAUGCAUUCAUCCCGUUAUUAUUCUACGCAAUGUUGUGCCUGUGAGGAUGAUCCCGAUGGAGAAUUCUCAUUCUCCACAGGGGAUGGGAAUUUUCCUCCUGUUCAGGAAAUGUUCAAAUUCUCGUCUGGCCAGGGGAUGAAGUCUGGUAGAAGGUGCCAAGGACGCCGGGAUCGAAGAAUUCGACUGCUGGCCCGGUUCUUCGAGCUCUUCUUCACAUUUCCAGACUUCAACACAUGAACGACUGUUUCAAAUCUCCAGGAAAGGAGCUUCGAGGACUGAAAUGAAAGUGGUGUAUUUCGCCGGUGCACUCGCAAGCUGAUGUUGUAGUACGUGGAGCUCCGAUCCGCUUCAGGAGGAGGAAUGUGGCAACCUGAGCCUCCGGCUGGCACCCGCGGACGUAAAUAGCGGUGGGAAAGAUGGAAACGAGAAGGACUGAUUGGAACGAGCAAGUGCACCAAAUUGUUCUAGUUAAGCUUUCCAGCGAGUGCAAAAUUUGUUCUUCUACUCUUAGUCAAAUACCUCGCCAGUUCACUCGUACCGAGGUUUUAGGAAACACGCUCAAACCAAACCCCGGGGCUGAUCAGAGGCUAAAUUGAGAUAAAUUUCAAUGUCGCCACUCCGCCGAAAGCAUCUAUUUCCAUAAAUGCGAUUGUAGUGAAAACCAAUGAACACGAGCUGUGGUUUGGAAGCCGGGAUGCAGAAGAAAAUAGAAAGAAUUGGAACUCGCUGUCUGCAAGAAGAUGUCCUCUUUCAGUUCGGCAGGAAGACGAUGUGCAGAAGCAAAUGUCAAUGCAGACAACCGUGAACGUACGGGAAGGUCACGGCAGCAUGCUGUUCUGGAACCGACCGUGUCAAGAGAAACGUCCGAGACGCAGCGCAGGAACAUGGUGUCUCGUGCGGAACUGCAUCAAGAGCAGCGGGGAAAUGGUGGUGAACUCAAGAACAACAACUUGACUCUCGCACAUCAGAUCAGCCGACAGCCCCGAACCGAAUCCCUAACACAACCACAAUGAUGCGCACUCCACGACCACUUCGAAAACCCCAGCAGAAUGGCCGCCAAUUCGAUCGACCAGAUUGCAUCGAACCCGGAGCCCUUCACGGAACAGGGCGAAGAAGGCUAGACGACCUCGUUCGGCGACACACUCACAUCGACAGCAACGAGAUGCGGCUCGCUGAGGGAGGGAGGCGUGAGUGCACGAAUAUUCUCGAUGCUCUGCCUGCCAGCGCUGGGCAACAGUAGGUCGGCCAUUCUUUAAAAUACUCUGGAAUAGAAUAAGUAGAAGAGCAUGGCCACUGCGAAAUCUCCCGCCUGGCCGGACUCCGGCGUCAGCGUUCGCUGCCCACGCUGGCUGGCUCGCUGGCUGGCUGGUGCCAUACAUACCCUUCCGACACACAGGGUUGCCAGAAUGGUUGCAAUCCGAGACUUGUCCUAAAGCUCGAUGCUCCUUUCCUCUCCCUGUCAGUAGCUUCGAGAGGAGGAGGCGGAGGGAGGGAGAGAGCGAGCGAGCGAGCGACGGAGGGAGGUCUCGGUUCGGCGAGCAGCGCUUGCAGGGAGCUUUUAUUGCGCAACUGAUUCGAUCGCGGUUGGGUUUUGGUUUUGUGAUUGUUUGUCGAGGGAGGGGGAGAUCGUUUGCUGUCGGAGUAUAGAGAGAGGGGGGAGAGAGAGAGAGAGAGAGCGCUCAUGGCUUCGUUCGCGCACUCGCACUUUUUGAACCCGUCGACAUCGACGAGUCAGAGUGCGUGUACGUGCGGCUCGUUCGUGGCAGGCCCUUUCAACAACUUCCAGUGCAGAUGUGCGGAGCGGCGCGGUGUUGCCAACAUGAAUACCGAGUUGAAAGCGAAGCUGAAAUUUCUGCAAUCCUUUGAGCCUGGUCCUAUGAGCGAUUCUUUUCGAGGAGACUUGAAGCUGAUGGGCAGCGAUAACAUUCCCGUUUAUGCGCACCGAUUUAUUAUGUCGGGCAAGUCGCCCGUAUUCAAGAAGAUGUUCGAGACUGAGAUGGAGGAAAAGGAGACAGGUGUCGUUAAAAUUGUGGAUUUCACUGCUCCUGUCUUACGAGCCAUGGUCAACUUCUGCUACACCGCAGAAAUUGCCUUCUCCAUCACAGCACCUGCUGAGGAAGUGCUGAAGGUUGCUCACAAGUAUGAUAUUCCUGAACUCAAGAUAGUCUCUGAAGACGAACUCUCAAGAGGUUUUACAACAAACAACAUAUGUCUUAGACUGUGGCUUGCUUCUAUGUACGGGUCGAAAAAGUUGGAGACCGAAGCUAGCAAAUAUGUAAAAGAUAACUUCGAGACAAUUUUCCCGAUUAUCAGAAAGCAAAUAGUCCCAGGUUCGUUUGGCUUCUCAUU
Messenger RNA from Marchantia polymorpha subsp. ruderalis, 4918 nucleotides. The record is from the annotation of a GenBank genome assembly. NCBI's taxonomy places the organism in Eukaryota, Viridiplantae, Streptophyta, Marchantiopsida, Marchantiales, Marchantiaceae.